Messenger RNA from Stylonychia lemnae, 1206 nucleotides. The record is from the annotation of a GenBank genome assembly. NCBI's taxonomy places the organism in Eukaryota, Ciliophora, Spirotrichea, Sporadotrichida, Oxytrichidae.
AUGUAAACAAAAUAGAAGAGCAAUUCUGGUGAUCCUGAAAAUUUUGUCACUCCUGGCGUAUACUAUGAUCAUUAGAAAAGAAAUGUAAGUUAAGAGUUCUUGCAAGACCCUCCUAGUUAUAAUUAAAUCUAGCAACAACAGGCAAUUUAAAAUCGAAACUAGCAACAACAGAGAUAACCUUUAUAGUAUUAGUAAAACUAACAGCAACCGCUAUUUGAUUCUUCAAUAUUUGGACAAGAUAACCCAAAUCUACCUCAGUUUAAUCAGCAAAAUAAUUAGCGGUACCAACAAUAGUAUCAAGAUCAACAGCAAUAUCAUCUCCCAAAUCAAUUUUAAUAACAACAAUAGCAGCGAGAUUCUAGGCAAAAUAUGAACCACAAUCAAUUCUAAAGACAUGAUCCUUUGAUGGACAUGAAUGCAGCAUAAGAUGUAAAUUAUCGCAGGAAUGAUAAGCAACUCAAUGAAUAUCUUUAAGAAGAGGUAAAGAUGGUAAAGUAACCUAAGACAAAAAUAAUGAUGACAAAUGAAUUAACAACAAAUUAAGGUAAUACUUAAGAUUUAAACUUUGAUUCUUUUGAAGAUUAAAACUAGAAUAUUGAAUAUGGAUCAAAAACUGAAAGAUUGAUCUUAGAUUAAAUUAAUGAUUUAACAAUUUAAUCCUCUCAAACUAUAGAAGAAGAUGAUGAAACUAGAAUUGUAAAAAAUGAAGCAGAAAGCAUAAGUUCACAACUAAUUCUUUCUUCUAUUCCUUUGAAGUUAGGUGUAUACAUGAAAAGGAAUGCUUAAAAACCAUUAUUAUGGACAGGUGCAUCAAUGAUUGAAAAAAAAGAGUAUUAUAAUAUUGUAAAAAACUACAUCAUAUAUUACUAGAUGUUUUUCAAUGAAAAUAGAAAAGAAAGAAUGACAUUUGUUCAGAUAAUUUCCUGUCGCAAAAUGCCAUAGAUUAAUGCUUAAACUAAAAUAGUUGACUGGUUAAAGCUAUUCGCUAAAUCAAAUGAUGUUUUUGGAGGCUAUAGUUAUAAUUUGAAGAAAAAGAGAUUGUCCUGUAUUUUAGUGAUGUCCUUCAAGAAUUAUUAGGAUUUAAGAAAGUUGCAAGAAAGCGAUGGUAAAAUCGCUGAAUUCGACCUUAGAGAUCUCAAUCUAGAUAUUUAUAAUGAUGACCAAGUGCUCAAAGAGUGGGAAGCCUCUGAAGAAUUUAUAUUUUGA